Molecule: messenger RNA, 1641 nt
Organism: Oldenlandia corymbosa var. corymbosa
Lineage: Eukaryota; Viridiplantae; Streptophyta; Magnoliopsida; Gentianales; Rubiaceae
Source: the annotation of a GenBank genome assembly
AUGUUGCCGCAAACACUUUCAAUUCCGCCCGUCAAUCCUGCUGACACUUUUGUAGUUAGGACUAAUUUAGCUAAGAAUGUUGGAAGAAAACCCAACAACUCAGCAACAAUUUCCACUGUCCAGUGUGCCAAGAAAUAUCUCAACUCAACAAGAAGCAGAACUGCUACUCUCAAGAGUAAAGAAGGUCAUUUAAAUGCUGCCAGUAAGACCCAGAAAGUGAAUUUGGAAGUAUCACCCCACAGAGCUGUGUCUGCUGUGAGGUUGAUGCGAAUAGAGCUUGGUGGUGCUUUCGCCGACUUACUGAAUGAGCAAGGAAAAGGUUCAGGAGGCAAUGAGAUGGGAUACGUGGAAAGAACUCUUGGAUUUCGUACCAGGGAUUUGGAGGAUAGGGAUUUGAGGCUGGUAACUGAAAUUGUUGGAGGUACCAUUCGUUGGAGAAGAUAUCUGGAUUAUUUGAUACUUUCAUUGUGCCACGAUGAAGGCACGUUCAGAGACAUGGAGCCUCUUCUUCUACAGAUUCUUCGGAUUGGUUUCUAUGAGAUCAUCAAGCUAGAGAUGCCCCCAUAUGCUGUCGUCGAUGAGAAUGUAAGACUAGCCAAGGUUGCCCUCAGACCAGGUGCGGGGAACAUGGUCAAUGGGAUUCUCAGAAAGCUAGUUUUACUUAAGGAAAGUAACUCCUUCCCUUCCCCAGAAGUGAACGGCGAUGAUCGUCAGCAAGCGCGUGCACUUGCCACAAUUUAUUCUCAUCCAGUGUGGAUGGUGAGACGAUGGAUAAAACAUCUUGGGCGAGAAGAAGCUAUUAGACUGAUGAUGUGGAAUAACAAAGAUCCAACUUUCAGUCUAAGGGCAAAUGUUGCUAAAGGUUUCAGGAGGUCUCACCUAGUGGAGCAGCUUGAAAAGUUAAAGGUCCCACAUGAGCUCUCUGCGCAUUUGGAUGAUUUUGUCCGCAUCAGAACUGGGAUGCAGCUCAUUAUACAAUCAGGAUUACUUAAAGAUGGUUUGUGUUCUGUCCAAGAUGAGAGUGCUGGUAUGGUCGUCACCCUUGUGAAUCCACAGCCCGGUGAGAGUAUUCUUGACUGCUGUGCUGCACCUGGAGGAAAGGCACUAUUCCUGGCGACCUUUUUGAAUGGGCAAGGUAUGGUAACUGCAGUUGAUGUAAACGCUGGUCGGUUGAGAAUCCUUAAAGAGACUGCUGAGUUGCAUCAAGUUCAUAAUGUCGUCACUACCAUUCAUUCUGACCUCCGGAUAUUUUCUAAUAAUAGCCACAUCAAGCAUGACAAAGUUCUACUGGAUGCACCUUGUUCUGGAUUGGGGGUUCUCUCUAAGAGAGCGGAUUUGCGUUGGAAUAGGCGAUUAGAAGACAUGGAAGAGCUUAAAAGCUUACAAGAUGAACUUCUUGAUUCUGCAUCAAGUAUGGUGAAGCCUGGAGGAGCUCUUAUAUACAGUACUUGUUCCAUUGAUCAAGAAGAGAAUGAGGAGAGAAUAGCGUCAUUUCUUCUUAGACAUCCGGAAUUUGUUGUUGAUGCAGCUGACAAUUAUGUGCCGCAUGAAUUUGUAACUGAACGUGGCUUCUAUCGUUCAAAUCCUGCCAAGCAUUCAAUGGACGGAGCAUUCGCAGCUCGCCUUAUUCGAUCUCGAUGA